This is a messenger RNA of Aspergillus wentii DTO 134E9, 2080 nucleotides long. Its product is annotated as MFS transporter. The transcript has a single exon. Gene Ontology annotation, molecular function: transmembrane transporter activity. The record is from RefSeq and is a predicted model, not a curated record. Lineage: Eukaryota; Fungi; Ascomycota; Eurotiomycetes; Eurotiales; Aspergillaceae. Gene Ontology annotation, biological process: transmembrane transport. The coding region runs from base 159 to 1778 and encodes 539 amino acids.
UCCCUUUUUUCAAUCGAACACUGUCCACAUGGCCCUCUCUCAACACAGAUCGAUCAGCGCGAUCGCAUUCAUUUCUGGUUAAAGCUGCUUCUCUCGAUCGGCGUCUGAUUUUUGGGCAUUUUCUUUUCUCCCCAUUGACGCAUUGCGUCAACACCACCAUGGCUGAAGAUGAAAAACACAUGGAGAGCCCAGAGACAAUCCCGCACUGGCGAUUGCUCACCGACCAAGGCGUCGUGACUCGUGAAAUCCUCGAAUAUGACUAUCCUGGAUCCGGCACUCAGGAUGACCCAUAUGCGGUAUCCUGGAUUCCAAACGACCCUCGCAAUCCGAUGUUAUUCAGUCUGGGAAAGAAGAUCACCAUCACGUUGACCGUCGCCUUUUCGACUCUGAUUGUUUCUCUGACCUCGUCUGCGUAUAGUGGCAGUAUCAAACAGAUCAUGUCGCAUUUCGAAGCCAGCGAGGAAGUCGCCACCAUCGGUUUGUCUCUUUUCGUGCUUGGUUUCGCAAUUGGGCCUCUUCUCUGGGCUCCACUAAGUGAGGUCUUUGGGCGACAGCGACCGUUUUUCGUUAGUUUCGUCGCCAUGGCUGCGUUUUCUGCUGGCUGUGCCGGUGCUCAGAAUAUCCAAACUCUUCUUGUCCUUCGUUUCCUCGCUGGUUCAUUCGGAUCUUCACCAUUUGCCAAUGGCGGCGGUACCAUUUCUGACAUGUUCCCCGCCAAGCAGCGCGCUCUUGCUCUCGGUCUAUACGCCGGAGCGCCAUUCAUGGGACCCUGUCUAGGUCCAUUCAUCGGUGGCUUCCUCGGGAUGAACGCAGGUUGGCGAUGGGUUGAAGGAUUCCUAGCCAUAUGCGCAGGGCUCGUAUUGAUUCUAAUCACCCUCCUUCUCCCAGAGACAUACGCACCGAUUCUUCUCCGCAAACGAGCCGAACGCCUAUCCCAGAUGACAGGCAAAGUGUAUAGAAGCAAAGUGGAAAUUGACAAGGGGAAACGGUCAUUGCCGAAACUACUUCAAUCGUCCAUGUCGACACCGUGGGUGUUGCUGUUCCGGGAACCGAUCGUGUUUCUUUUUGCGGUUUACAUUGCUAUUGUGUAUGGGACGCUGUAUAUGAUGUUUGCGGCGUUUCCGAUUGUGUAUGAGAAGUAUCGAGGGUGGAAUCAGGGUGUUGGAGGACUGGCGUUUAUCGGCGUCAUGACGGGGAUGAUUCUGGCGACGUUCUACACUAUUACAGAUAAUAAACGGUAUGCGCGCGUGCAUGAAGAGCAUGAUGGGUUUGCACCGCCUGAAGCGAGAUUGCCACCGUGCAUGCUUGCCUCUAUUCUUAUCCCCAUCGGCCUGUUCUGGUUUGCCUGGACAAACUCGCCCUCCAUCCACUGGAUUGUCAGCAUCAUCGCCGUCGCGCCUUUCGGCUUUGGCGUUGUCAUCAUCUACCUCGGGGUGAUGAACUACCUCAUCGAUUCCUACACUAUCUACGCUGCGUCUGUAUUAGCAGCAAACUCCCUCCUCCGAUCUCUGGCGGGUGCAGCAUUCCCCCUCUUCACGACAUACAUGUACGACCGACUCGGUAUCCACUGGGCAUCGUGUAUUCCUGCAUUCCUGUCGCUAGCGUACGUACCCGCCCCAUUUCUCUUCUAUAAAUACGGCGCAGCUGUCCGGACGAGGUGUAAAUAUGCCGGACAGUCAGCUGCGUAUAUGCGCAAAAUCCAGGAAAAUGCAGAGCAGGCGAAUGCCAGAAAGCAGGUUGAGAUGGAGGAGGCACGGCCAAAAGAACAGGGGGGAUAAUCACUGUGCUGGUUUAGGUGAUAGAAUAAAAGUGCUUCUACAUAGACUUUUUUAGCGGGUGUUGGGCAUUUAUCAAUAGAGUACCUCUAAUGUGUUCUUUAUCUGGGAUUGAUCUCUAGAAGUUGGCGUUGAACGUGGGUACGGGAUAUAUAUAAAUACGUCGGGGGAAACGGGUGCCUGGAGAUCGAUAUCUUAAAUAGGCCAGUACGGAGAAUAGUGCUUAAAAAAAGGGCCAGUUCUUAAAUAUACAGGUUUGAAGAUAGUUAUCCAAAAGUUUAAAUAAUUAGUGGUUUUAAAAUGGG